Molecule: messenger RNA, 1272 nt
Organism: Rotaria sordida
Lineage: Eukaryota; Metazoa; Rotifera; Eurotatoria; Philodinida; Philodinidae
Source: the annotation of a GenBank genome assembly
AUGAUAAAAGAAGUUCGUUGUCGAACAUUUUCACAUUGGCCUUAUCAGAAUGUACUAUCUCGAACACAAAUGAUUUCGUCUGGAUUUUUUUAUUGUAAUGUUGGUGAUCGUGUCAUUUGUUUGUAUUGUAAUUUAGUUUGCCAACAAUGGACACCACAUACUGAUAAUCCAGAAGAAGUCCAUCAAACUCUUUCACCUCUAUGUCCAUAUGUUUUAUUUCUUUUAAAAACUCGUCAGACAUCAAGUGCAUCAAUUCUUAAUGAAAGCUCGAAUAAUCAAGCAGUCAUAUGUAAUCUAUUGCGAUUUAAUGAAAUAGUUCAAGCAUCAGCAUUUCAUAGGGCCUAUGUUGAAAUUUCGAGGCGUCAAGCAUCAUUUAAUUCUUGGCCUCAAGAAGAAUUACCUUCUGUAGAUGAUCUUGUCCGAGCAGGAUUUUUUUAUACUGGCUCAAAGACAAUUGUUAUCUGUUUUUAUUGUAAUGGAUCACUUCAAAACUGGGGUCCAAAAGAUAAUCCAUUGAUUGAACAUGUACGUUGGUUUCCACUUUGUGCCUAUGCUAAACAAUUAUGUGAUGAUGAACUUUAUCGAAAAGUUCAAGAAUCAAAACGAAUUCAUCAAGAACGCACUGGAACAAAUCAAAUAGGGAGAAAUGGAGAUUUUUCAAACGAUCAUCCAACAAACAAUUCUCAACUAGUAAUUUCUGAUGAGAACACAUUGUCACGAUUGGUUACUGCUCGACUCGAUUUGCCUAUUUCACAAAAUCUACUCAAUCGAAAUUUCAAAUUAUCAGUUAUCAAACGUUGUUGGGAGGAUCAGCUAAGAUUAAAACAAAAUGAUUUUGCUACUGAUUCUGAUUUAUUAAUUGCUUGUAUUAUUCUUCAAAAACAAAUUGAUCAUAUCAAUGGUCGUAAAGAAAACAUUAUUGUACCGAGUAUCAAGAUGAAAAUGAUUCGUAAGAAAGAACAAUCUGGUUCAUCAUUGUCCAUGCUAUCAUUGAACGAAUCAUUUUCAUCAAACUCAUCGAAUAUCAAUAAUAUAAUUGAAUCAAAAUCAACAAUUGCAACGACCGACAAUCAAUCAAAAACAGAAACAAAAACUAGUUCGACCACGGGUAUAGCGUCAUCGAAUUUGUGUAUACUUUGUUUGACAGAGGAUAAACGUCUUGCAUGUAUGCCAUGUGGACAUUUGGCAACUUGUGUUCCAUGUGGUCAUUCACUUCGAACAUGUCCAGUUUGUCGAAGAGAAAUAGAGGCUUUUGUACGCAUCUACAUUUGA